Messenger RNA from Cornus florida, 1961 nucleotides. Its product is annotated as protein EARLY FLOWERING 5. The record is from RefSeq and is a predicted model, not a curated record. Gene Ontology annotation, biological process: mRNA cis splicing, via spliceosome. The transcript is spliced from 9 exons. The coding region runs from base 155 to 1714 and encodes 519 amino acids. Lineage: Eukaryota; Viridiplantae; Streptophyta; Magnoliopsida; Cornales; Cornaceae. Gene Ontology annotation, cellular component: spliceosomal complex.
UAGGUCGCAUAUAUAUACUGUAUAUAUACAUAUAUACAAGAGAGAGAGUGUUCUUCUUACUGUAAGCCUGAAUUUGCCCGCAAUUCGACGUCGAAUCGAAUCGAAGAAGAAGAAGAAGAAGAAAUAAGAAGAUCUUAGAGAGAGAGAGGGCAACAUGAAGACCACAAAGGGAGGUAAAGUCAUGAACCCUACGGACGCCUAUCGCAAGGAGCUUCGCAAGAAGGAAUUGAAAAGGAACAAGAAAGAAAGGAAAAAGGUGAGGGAGGUGGGAAUUUUAAAGAAGGAUCCUGAGACGCUGAAAGAGCAGAUUGACAAGUUGGAACUGAUGAAGGCAGAUGGUGCUCUGGAUAAAGCUAGAAAACAUAAGAAGAGACAACUUGAGGACACAUUGAACCUUGUUAUGAAAAAGCGGAAGGAAUAUGAAGAGAAAUUGAAGGAAAAGGGUGAGGCACCAGUUAUGUUCAGUCAUUUAGGACCUCCCCGAAGACGGCCAACUGCAGAAGAAGAAGAAAGAGUCAAGCACCCAAAGCCUGAAGACUCGGUAUACUAUCAUCCCACACUGAACCCUACGGGAGCACCGCCACCCGGAAAGCCUCCCAUGUACAAAUCAUCAAUAGGACCCAGAAUUCCUAUAUCAGCAGCUGGAUCAAGUGGUGAUGCAUCAUCAUCAAAGUCAGAGUCAGAGGAUGUUGCUUUAGCAGUUCCUCCUCCGCCUCCACCUCCACCUCCACCUCCUCCUGAUGAUGUGGAUGCUGGUGAUGGCUCUAUUAGGCCUGCAUCUUUGCCUUUACCUCCUCCACCUCCGCCACCUUUUCCACCGCCACCUCCUGGACCCCCACCUAAAGAACAAGUUGCAAUACACCCACCCCUUCCUCCACCACCACCCCUCCUUCAUUCUACUCAGCCACCUCCACCUGGCACUGGGGGAAGUGAGAAAGAAAAAAAUGAUUUCGUGAAGUCAGAUGAUCGAACCUCCAAAGAGGCAGUCCAAGUGACUACCUUGCUUCCUCCACCUCCCCCACCGCCUGGGUUGCCGUUGAAGACAGCAAAUAAUCAGUCUGAAGGCAUACCAUCUGAAUCUGAUGACAAAAAUCCUUCAGGGACAAAGGAUCUUUCUAAAAUGGUUCCCCCACCACCUCCUCCAAGACACCAGCCUCCAGUGGCCGGACCUGCUCUGGUCCCGCCUUUUCAGCCUGAUGUAUUACCCCCAGGAAUUUCACGUUUGCCGCCACCACCACCUCCACCAGACAUGCGGCCACCAUUAGCUGCUGCUGGCCUUCCUGGAAUUAUGGUCCCACUAGUUCCAAGGCCACCUUUUGGACUUCCCCCUGGACCUCCUCCCCCCAUGAUGAGACCACCACUUCCACCAGGACCUCCACCUACUUUUCUAGAUGAUAAUGCUGCAAGGCCUUUUGCCCCUCAAAAGCCAUCAUAUAUCAAAUCAGCUGCAUCUACUGUUGUUAAGAGGCCACUAGCUCAGCACACUCCAGAGCUUACUUCCAUGGUUCCUGCAUCUGUUCGCGUAAGGAGAGAGACUGCUGUUCCAAAGGCAAAACCAAAGCCAUCACUCACAAACAUGGCACCAGGCGCCACACCAGUAGCUGCUCCUACAGUGGUGAAACCAGAGUCGGCAGCACCAAAACCACAGAGCAUUGAUGACUCAUAUACAGCCUUCUUGGAGGAUAUGAAAGCACUGGGCGCGCUGGAGAAUUGAGCUGAUUGUUACUGAUGCUGCGGAAAAAAAAAACGAAGUGUAUCGGCUUUCGGGAUGGACAUGGGGCUUCUUUGGAUGAAAUUAUUUGUUCGUUGUCCAUGGCCUCAAUUUCCUACUCUUUUACAUGGUGCUUCAUUUUACCAUUGUUUAUGUGCAACUCUGAAAAUUUUCCUCUUGUAAAAGAUAGGCUGACCUGGAGUAUGUAGAAAAUUGUAAGUAAUUCAAGUUUAUAGAUUUUAUUUUAAAA